Molecule: messenger RNA, 2917 nt
Organism: Thamnophis sirtalis
Lineage: Eukaryota; Metazoa; Chordata; Lepidosauria; Squamata; Natricidae
Source: RefSeq, a predicted model, not a curated record
ACGGAUGACAUCGACUCCAUCAUAGCUCGAGUUUUUGAUUUCCAAUUUCAGAAGAUGGGCUCGUUCCGAAAGCCUCGGCCACGUUUCAUGAGCUCCCCAGUGCUGAGCGAUUUGCCACGAUUCUUGGCAGCUCGGCAAUCUCUACAGUUCAGAUCAAACUCUGCCUGGAACAGCGUUCAAACAGCAGUGAUCAAUGUCUUCAAAGGGGGAGGCUUGCAAAACAAUGAACUCUACAUCCUCAACGAAAAUGUCAGGCAGUUGUUGAAGAGUGAGCUUGGAUCCUUCAUCACAGACUAUUUUCAGAACCAACUUCUUGCAAAAGGUUUGCUAUACAUAGAAGAAAAAGUUAAGUUUUGUGAAGGCAAGUAUAGAAAUUGACAACUUGGGGAAGGGCUCUGGGACCACAUGAGAUUGAACCAUAUUCCAAUGCCAAUGGAUGCCAUUUUUCUCUCUGUGUAUAUAUAGGGUCAAGAAUUGACCAUUCGUCAGAUUUCCUUGCUUGGCUUCCGAGACUUGGUCUUAUUAAGAGUAAAGUUGGAUGAGAUUCUUCCUCUGGUCCAAAGUAACCUUCCACCCUCCAUUAUCCAGAUGCUGCUGAUUUUACAGGGAGUCCAUGAACCUACAGGUCCCACUAAGGCAUUUAUACAACUAGAAGAACUUGUAAAACUGGUAGUUUCCCCAUACCUUGGUUUGUGUGAAGAACAUUGCUUCCCUGGCAGUACCUGUGCCCUGGAGAGGCGGUAUUACAGAUCUCGUUACAAACCCAAUGGACUAAGCAUCUCUUCUCACACAGUGGCAACCCGACAGGUCAGUGAGACCGCCUUGACACCCUUGACUGAACAGGAAGGCGAGGCUUACCUUGAGAAGUGUGGGAGCAUCCGCCGGCAUACUGUCGCCAAUGCUCAUUCUGAUAUCCAGCUGUUAGCCAUGGCUUCCAUUAUGCACUCAGGCAUGCUAGCAGAAGAACCAGACAAUGGCGACCAAUGUCUCCUUUUACAACCCAGUUUGAACCACAGACAGUUUUCUAGUGAGCCCAGCAUAGCAGAUGGACCAGAAGAACUGGCCACCCAAGAUAUGGAGGGGACUGCAGAACUGAAUUGCACAUCUGUCUGUUGAAACAGAGGAAAAGAACACUCCUGCACAGCAGAGGAAGCCGAUGUUACUUUUCAUGCUGCUUAGAUCAAGAAUUAGAUCUACAGGGCACAUCCUGGAGCUGAUUGUGUUCUUAGGCUCUAAUAUUAUGAGGGUCCUUUCUGUGGACUCCAAAGGUACAAAGUUGUUUCAGCUGAAACAUUCCAAUGUUGUCCCAGAGCAAUGGUUUCUCAGAGUUUGUUUUUCCAGCUAGGUUUUUGUACCCUCAGCUGCAUUCAGUUUUUGUCUUAUCCGGAGGGUGAACACAGUAAUCCUAGUUUUAUUCUGCCUUGCAGAUUGUGAAGAGGAACUCCACUGUUAGGGACAGGCAGUUAUUUCUUCUCAAUUGUAAUGUCUUAUGAAAAAUACAAGGGAAGCCAGUUGUAAAAUCUUCAAGGUUGUUGCAGUGGUACAUCCCUUGGUAGGGCAAUGAAUCAUGUUCAUUAUAAUAUGGUAUACACCUAAACUAUAAAAAUAGGGGCAGUAAAACCUAUUCCACUCUCUAUCAUCAGAGCUAGUCAGAGCAACAUAUUCUAUUCUGGGUGAAUAAAAUAAAAUGAAAGCAGUAGCCUAAAACAAAAAGGGCGUUGGUCCUUACCUGAGAGCCUCCUUUUGCCUGCCUCCUGGGGAGAGCAUCAGUGAGAGUUGGCUCUGAGCUGGAGGUGUCUGAUCAGAUGGCAGAGUAGAAGAAGAAGCCUUUUUACUGGCUGCCUUCUUAUGAAUUCUCUCUAAGAUUUUGUCCUUCUGUUUCUCAUAUCGUGAACUGGGCUUGGAAGACUUUUUUAAUUUUUUUUUUCCUUAACUGAGGUUUGUGCUGUCUUUUUGCUAGCCCUGGCUGCUUCCCUGCCAUCAGAAGUAGAAGGCUGGGAGGGGGAAUGAGGCACUGAGGCUGCUUCAAGUGUGAUACUUGAGCGUCCCCAGGCAACUCAGGAGCCGGUAUGGAGUUUUAUGCACUAAACACAGCCUCCAUGUUGCCAACUGACAGCAACUGACAGGCAUUCAAAAUGGCGAUUCGCGCCUUUUUCAACUGUCAUGAAGCGCGCGCUAGACAACAAGGAUAAAUUCGUCCUGUGGCUCAGUCACACUAGCGGCGCUCCAACACAACUCUUACAAUUUCAGUUUUCCUCAAGAACUCCCUCUGGGUCGCUCCGUGGCAGCGUUUUGUAUUUAUAUAGUCAUAGCUGCCAUGGUUCGCCGCUCAACUGUUUGAGCAGGGAGCCAAAUUGUUUCUUCUCGCUUCCGAAGAUAGGCGUUUAGAGAGGGAAGCUGAAGCUGACAGCCAGCCCGCUGUUUCAAACCGCGGGAAGCCGUUUAUCACCGUUUUGAGUCGCUCUAGUUGCAGCGACAGUCUAUACACCCUGACUGGGUUUAGAGGCUCAGACCGCUCCAAAAUCACUGUCCCGUGAGGGGCUUUGAUACUGGGGUCACUUUCUGGCACUCCCUAUCAUUUACUCACAACACCUUAAUUUUCAAUCCACCUUAAUUUUCAAUCCAUAUCCGAUGGUCUUUUAAGACUGGAGAAAGCAAUGAUGCAGCCGCCCUCAUCGAGGGACUGAGUUUAAAGCUGGGUCUAUCUAGCAGGAGCGUGGUUUAUCAACGUUAUCAGACCCAGUUCUCGCGAUGAGUGGAUGAAGGUUAAUCCAAUCUGGAUGCUGCCUCCACCACCAGGCAGAACUACCGUAGCUAGCAUAUUGUUUUGAUGUUUUGAUUGCAAUACUAGCAGGCUACUGCUAGAUCAGCAGGUCAGCGGUUCAAAUCUCACCGGCUCAGGGUUGACUCAGCCUUC